GGCCACUGCUACCAUCACGUCGCAGAUCCCUUUUUUUCUUGGCAACUUCUAUGAUAAUUUUUUCAUCAAAAGCAUAUAAUAUUCUGCGGCUUAUUCCAUGUGUCAGGGCUACAGUUACAGAUAAAACGGUUGAUCCAUUUCUGUGUUUGGUUGAAGAUUGCAAAUUACAGACCAUUGAUUCUGGAUCUAGCCAUCAUAAAACCGUUUAUGGAUCUAAAGAAGAUAAUAAUACUGCUCUGAGAUUUUUUUCAGAAAUACAAAUCACUGAGGACCAGAAGUUAGAAUCCUUAGCUUCUGUCGUUGUGGAGAGUUUGGAUACCUUAUCAGAUUCUGAGCAGUCCACCAUAAGGGAGCAGUUGCUCAAUGAAUUUCUACCUGAUGAUGUGUGUCCUCAAGGAGCCCAGUCAUUCAUGGAUGCUCCCCAAAAACUAUAUCAGUCUGAUUCAAAUAACCGUAAAUCUCCAGAUGAGGCUGCCCCAAUUUUUGCAAUAGAUGAUGAUGCUCUAACAGAUUCGUUCGAAAGUCAAGCUAAACACAAUCCACAGUUGGACUUUGAAAUCCCCAACCUGUUGAGUGUCAAUCAACUUCUAGAAUCAGUUUUGGAGACAGCACAUCAAGUUGGGCGAAUCUCUGUGAGCACUGCACCUGACGUGUCAUACAAGGAAAUGGCCCAUCAUUGUGAGGCACUUCUACUAGGAAAGCACCAGAUGAUGUCCCACUUGAUGGUCAUGCAGCAUGGACAAGAGAACUUGUUGAGCAGAACUUCUCAAAGUGUUGAUGUGGACAAGCAGAUGGCUUCUUAUGCCCGUGUUGAUGGAGGUUUCCAAGUGGUUGGCAAUCCUUUCCUGGAUCCGGAGGCAGUAGCAAUUUCAAAAAAAUCAUCUGGUGUUAGUGUUCCAAUGCUGUGUGCAAGUGCGUAUCAACAUCAUCCUCACUCCUUCCUGUUACCAGCAUCAAGCCCUUACGAUAACUUUUUAAAAGCUGCUGGAUGUUGA
This is a messenger RNA of Ilex paraguariensis (yerba mate), 995 nucleotides long. The record is from the annotation of a GenBank genome assembly. NCBI's taxonomy places the organism in Eukaryota, Viridiplantae, Streptophyta, Magnoliopsida, Aquifoliales, Aquifoliaceae.